This is a messenger RNA of Fukomys damarensis (Damara mole-rat), 1051 nucleotides long. Its product is annotated as mastin-like. The transcript has 3 exons. Gene Ontology annotation, biological process: proteolysis. Lineage: Eukaryota; Metazoa; Chordata; Mammalia; Rodentia; Bathyergidae. The annotation marks the transcript as partial. The record is from RefSeq and is a predicted model, not a curated record. Gene Ontology annotation, molecular function: serine-type endopeptidase activity.
CAGGAGCUGGAAGCCUGCACCUUCAGGGUCCAGGUUGGGCAGCUGAGGCUCUAUGAGGAUGACCGGCUGACGAAGGUGGCUCAGAUCAUCCGCCACCCCAAGUACAAUGAGAGCCUGUCGGCCCCAGGGGGUGGAGACAUCGCCCUGCUGAGACUGGAGGCCCCUGUGGCACUGUCAGAGCGCGUCCACCCCGUCUCGCUCCCAGAGGCCACCUGGAAUGUUUCUUCUCAGAAAACUUGCUGGGUGACCGGCUGGGGUAACAUCCGGGAAUUUGAGUCGCUGCCCCCACCCUACAGCCUACGGGCAGUGGCGGUUCCCCUUGUGGAGGACGAAGCCUGUGACCACCAGUACCAGAAUUUCUCCUUGCACAGUGCUGGCAGGGUCAUCAAGGAUGAUAUGCUGUGUGCUGGGCGCAAGGGCCAUGCUGCUUGCCAGGGAGACUCUGGGGGUCCCCUGGUCUGCACAUGGAGAUGCUCCUGGGUGCAGGUAGGCGUGGUGAGCUGGGGUAAUGGCUGUGGCCAUCGUGACUUCCCUGGGGUGUAUGCCCGUGUGAUGAGCUAUGUGUCCUGGAUCCAUCACUAUGUUCCCCAGUUCCCUGGGCUCUAGAUGGGGCAGGGAUGGGGUCUGCCCGGUGGAGGAGGAGACCUCAUUCUUCCUUUUGACACACUCUGUUCCUCCCCUGAUUCCAGUCUCAUCCCCCCAACCUCCUCAUCCUCCAACACAGCGGGUGCCCUUGCCCUCCUACCCUGAGUUCCCUGGGCCUCUCUGAACUCUGGGAGGAAGGGCUGUGAGGCAGCAUCUCCGGGAGUGGGGCAGGCAUGGGAUGUGUGGCCAAGUUCCUACUCACCCUGUUUCCUAUUAAACUGUGGAUUGUCUAAUUGAUCUCUGUUUGAACUCAGAGCCCAAAAGUGGCUGGGAGGCUGGGCUAGACGUGUAGGGGCAUCUCUGGCCGGUGCUUUAAGACCCUCUAGCACUCUACAUUCUGGCCACCAAAGAGGAUCAGACACACAGCAAGGAUGUUCUGGGGCUGAUCCCACUGCCUUAUUCAGGU